AUGCAUUCAAGACGAGGCUAUCAAGUCGCCGAAAGGGCAAAAGGAAUGAUCCCGACCCUAGGCACACUCGUGGUAACUGACAAAAUAAGAUUCGCUGCAAGCUGCUAUACCUGUCAGGAUAUUCGCCCCGACGAAGAGCUUCACGUGCGCGAGUUCGGAGAUGCAGUCGGUGCUAUCGCAGGGCGCUCGCGCCUGCGUCGAGUAUCUCCAAUGCAGAUGCAUCUUCUAAUGAGGGCCCUUAUGAUUCGAGAGAAGCUUGUUGCAAGCUUUGGAUCCGCCAAGGGGAUUUUAUUGUGUCACCCUAUGUCCAGGCACUAUCCGCUGGUCCCCGAACCCGCGGGAGGCUGCACAAGAGGGGGAACUUCCAAGAAUAAUGGAAGCAAACAAACCGCAUUAAGCAACUCGUCCGAAAUGCUCGUGGAGGCUCACAGCGCGGCAUCAUCAGCUGUUACAGCGGUCACCUCGGCCUUCCGAGUAACACAAGAAGCGUCAGGCGCCCAGCGGGCUCGUGCCCGGAAGAGUCUAUUCCGCUGCAGGCGAGUUAUGGUCGGCGCGAAGAAGCCCACUGACCUGACCAGUGGUACAAAGUGUUUUGCGGGAUCAAAAUGGAAGGGAACGCUAUACCCCCUAUGGAAUACUUGCCAUCGUGGUGAUAUUCUGGGCGAGCACGAGUACCUUUCGGUGCAGCCAGCGCCCGUUGAAGAAAAGAAGAGUGAGUGGUUCGAGAUUGCCUGGUGCGAGGAGCAGGGCGGACCAGAAGUGAUUGGGGAAACGUGA
Trematosphaeria pertusa is the source of this 777-nucleotide messenger RNA. RefSeq lists its product as uncharacterized. The coding region runs from base 1 to 777 and encodes 258 amino acids. NCBI's taxonomy places the organism in Eukaryota, Fungi, Ascomycota, Dothideomycetes, Pleosporales, Trematosphaeriaceae. The record is from RefSeq and is a predicted model, not a curated record. The transcript has 2 exons.